CUGUAAUGAAGUCUCGCUGUGGAUCUGAGAGGAACAGCUGCUGAUCAUCAAGACAGAGUCAGGGUGCUUCUCAUCACAGAGCAAUCUAAAACGAAUAAAUCAGUCAUCAUGGAAGAUGGAAACAUUUCCUCUAACUGCUCCAUCAGCAUGUUCAAACACAGAGUCUACCCACCCACCUACCUAGUCAUCUUCACCCUCGGCCUCGUCUUCAACCUCGUCUCCCUCUGCUUCUUCGUCAGUGUCUGGAGGAGGAAGAAAAGGUUUACCCCUGUCAACCUGUACAUGGUAAACCUGCUGGUGUCAGACCUGAUGCUGGUGUGCUCCCUACCACUCCGGUCCUUCUACUACAUAAUGGAGUCUAACUGGGUGUUUGGAGACAUCGCCUGUCGAGUUAUGUCCUACAUCUUCUACGUCAACAUGUACGGGAGCAUCUACUUCCUCAUGGUGCUGAGUGUGCUUCGUUACAUGGCCGUCACCCAGCCGUUCAGGUACAUGCGCCUGCAGAGUAGACGUAAUGCCUGGCUGGGGUGCCUAUUGGUCUGGCUGCUGGUGUCGCUAGCCUCCAUCCCUAUGCUGAGUCCAGGGACCAUCAGAGAUGCUUCUGGUAGAACCAGGUGCCUGGAGCUCAACCCAGAAUACAACCCCAUUCACAACCACACACUGAUCAUAGCCAACCACGUCACCUUACUCCUCGGCUUCAUUGUGCCCUUUGCAGUCAUCUCUGUCUGUUACAUAUUUGUGGUGCGUAGACUGCUGACGCUGAGGAAGGGUGAAGGAAGGCCGAAACACCACUACAAGUCCAUGUCCCUAGUUGUAAUAGUCCUUAGCAUCUUCCUAGUGUGUUUCCUGCCCUACCACGUCACGAGGACGCUCUUCCUGGAGGCCGAGCAGCAGGCGAGGGAAAAGGGGUAUAGAGAUUCCUGUAGGUACAUAGAGCGUGUACGCAAAGCGGCUGUGAUCACUCUGUGUCUCGCAGCGGGGAACAGCUGCUUGGACCCACUCCUUUAUUUCUUAGUUGGGGAUAACUUCAGGGUUUUCUGUCAGGGCGCUUACAAGGAGACGGAGGGAAAGACACUGGCUAAGACGGAGGGAAUGAGGAAGGGGACCGAUCCGACAGUAGAGCUACAGGAACUAAAUGCUCCAAACAGCUCCAGUCCUGAUAUUUAGCCUGGGACAGGGGGGUUGGAAGUGAAAUAGGACUAUAUUUGAUGGCUUUGAGAAGAAUCUCUAGAGAUGGUGCUUUUCUUUUUUUUUUUUUUUCAUAUAAGACACUGCUGACAAACCUAGAAGGGAAUAUGCAGCUAGGGUAUAUCAAUACAAAAUGACGUGUCCCACUGUGUAUGUGUCCUCUUCUCUCUCAUGAAUUUCAUGUCUUUUUUUUUAUAUAUAUUUUUUAAUCUAAUUGUUGUAAAGCCAAAUAGGUUUACUAUCGGAAUAUUUUAUGACUUGUCCAAGCCUGAACCGUUGCAAUAUACAGGUGAAUAUUUACCUUUAGUCAUUUUUCAAACAGCAACUUCUGGAGAAAUCAGGCACACACACACACCAUUGGCAGGGUAAGGACCCGACAAACAGCUCUGUUGGUUCUGAAUGGAAUGAACCAUUGGCAGGGUAAGGACCCGACAAACAGCUCUGUUGGUUCUGAAUGGAAUGAACCAUUGGCAGGGUAAGGACCCGACAAACAGCUCUGUUGGUUCUGAAUGGAAUGAACCAUUGACCAUGGAUGAGUGAUAAAGUAGGGGUCAAUAUGUAAGGAGGAGUUUUAUAAGGAAUAUUAGUGAGUUAUUACUGCUAUUCAGUGUUAUUAUCCCCUAAUGCAGUACACGGCCUGUGGAAUAUGGGUUACUGUUGAUAAUUAAUCUAUUAGAUGUGAACUAUGGCCAUCCAUUGUAGGGAUUCAUAUUUUCCUGGAAAUCUAGUACAUUUUAAUACCGGGAAUAAUUAAUGUUGAUCCCAAGAGUCCCGGGAAAUACUGCAAAUACCGGAAGUGCCCAUUUAAAGGGUUUAAAACCAAGGUAUAGUCACAACAUUAAUUACAUGGCUUUACAUGGCUUUACAUGGCUUUACAUGCAAGGCUUUGCCACCACCUAUUGGUCAAUGUUUAUACAGUGGUGACACAGUUGAGCAGCAGUCGGACUAUUGCGUUUGAGACCUGUGUAAAAUUGUCUCUGCAUUGCGUUUUAUUUUUGUCUGCAUAAAUAAUGACAGGGGGCUCAGGACUUUGUCAAAAAUGAUAUGAUCAAUUUAUCUUAUAAAAUGAACUUCCAGGCCUAAAUGAAGUGCAGUCACAAUGUACAGGCCAGGCUAUAACAAUAGCCUAACAAAUAAUACAAUCAAUUAUACCAUGGCAUUGUUGUAUACUCCUUUCUGAUUGGCUUGAAGGGGUAGAGCGUGCAUUAUUUCCC
Coregonus clupeaformis (lake whitefish) is the source of this 2402-nucleotide messenger RNA. RefSeq names its product cysteinyl leukotriene receptor 2b (gene cysltr2b). The record is from RefSeq and is a predicted model, not a curated record. Gene Ontology annotation, biological process: G protein-coupled receptor signaling pathway. The transcript has 2 exons. Gene Ontology annotation, cellular component: plasma membrane. Bases 109 to 1167 code for a protein of 352 amino acids. Lineage: Eukaryota; Metazoa; Chordata; Actinopteri; Salmoniformes; Salmonidae. Gene Ontology annotation, molecular function: G protein-coupled receptor activity.